AGUACCAGGUAUCGGGGACCAAUGACUUGUUGGGCUACUUUUUGAGUAUGGGAGGAGCGCAAACAGUGACAUUCCCGAGGACUAGGUCUAUGCACUGGUGAUAGACUUUCCUCAUCUUGUUCUUGAUCUUCCGGUCUACAGCGCGACUCUGUGAAUAUCAGCAAACAUGUGGAAUCGAUACCUUGAAGAAAUCCUCAAAAUUGUAAGUGUGAUGUGAGUACACUGGUCAUUGCCUCGAAACACCAGCAUCUAUGAUCACAUGACGUCAUACCCUUCGUUCGCCAGGCACCGCGCCUGCAUGUUGAGUUCUACCAGCAUCCUCCUCUAACAAUCCGCUCUCUCACAACAUGACAACCGAGGCGCGCUCCGUGGAAAAUAGAACGCGUUUGGUUUCUCACUUUGUCGAUUUCAGAACCCGCGAGGAACAAAGUGCAGGUUGGACGAGCCUGUGGGAGUCCAAUGAAUCAAAUCUCUGGGAUCGUGGUCAGCCCUCGCCUGCCUUUGUUGACUUCCUCGACACGCAUGCGUAUGGCAAGUCACUGGUGAAUGGUGGACACCAGCUGAAAGCUCUCGUGCCGGGUUGUGGCAGAGGUCACGAUGUAGCCAUGCUAGCUUUACAUGGGUUCGAAUCAUACGGACUGGAAGUCUCUCCGACAGCUGUAGAAACAGCGAACGAACAUGUCAAGUUUCAACUCGCGAAACCAGCUCCACACAACUUUGGAGAGACUGUGAAUCGACCCACACCCGCAAAUGCAAGGGUUAUCCUCGGUGAUUUCUUCCAGCAAGACUGGAAGGGUGAGUUAGGGGCAGACUUUGGAGGAUUCGAUCUGAUCUACGACUACACGUUCUUGUGCGCACUGCUGCCUGAGAUGCGAAAAGAUUGGGUUCGACGUAUGGCAGAUCUACUCUCACCAACUGGAGUACUAGUCUGCCUAGAAUUCCCCAUGUGGAAGCCUUUGAAAGCUCAAGGUCCGCCGUGGGGCCUUAACGGCGUGCAUUUGAACCUUGCUGAAGGAGGCGAUGGAGUUGCUGACGAGGAAGGGAGGCUGAGGCCGACAGACGGAAAAGGUGGACUCCUCGAGCGUGUUGAGUAUUGGAAGCCGCCGAAGUCGUUUGAGCAGAGUCGCGGAGAGGACAUGAUCAGUGUUUGGAAGGUGAAGUAAGAGGUAUUGAUGGGUAAAUCCGCGAAAGAAUCACUUCAUGUUUCUCGACACAUUUAGCAGGAUGCGUUAAGCAUCCA
Molecule: messenger RNA, 1240 nt
Organism: Dothidotthia symphoricarpi CBS 119687
Lineage: Eukaryota; Fungi; Ascomycota; Dothideomycetes; Pleosporales; Dothidotthiaceae
Product: thiol methyltransferas-like protein
Exons: 4
Coding region: 348-1163 (271 amino acids)
Molecular function (GO): thiopurine S-methyltransferase activity
Source: RefSeq, a predicted model, not a curated record